CUCUAUGGCUUUUGCAUACAGACCGGAGUUACACAUAUGUUCGUACGACUGUUAAAAGUGACGCAUGAUGGCUAAAAAGACUUUGGAAAGUUAUCAGGGCUCAUUAGAUGUUGUUUGAAGGAACCGUUACGGCAUGAAAUGUGGUUUGAUCGACAAUAUUGACCCAUAUGCCUUGGAGAAACACAAAUGGAGCACGAAUUUUAAACUGUGGGCGUCGGUAACCUAUCCAGACGUCAUCAACUAUGGCCUCUUCUCGACAAGCGCUUAUACCAUGGAGCAACUCAAGAAUUGCAAAGGUCUGGAGGCCUACAACCGAUUCAUCAAUGGCUGGGUUUGUGAUGGGGCGGUAUCCAUUGAAGUGAUGUGAUCGUCAUGUGAAAAUGUGUGCAAGAAUGAAAGGAGAGUACAAGGAAGAAGUUUGUGGACCAAAAAAGAAAGAGGAGCCACAACGUCAACUACUAGACACUCUGUUCAAUCUGCAACCUCGAAUUGUCCUACGCAGAGCAAAUAUCAGUGAAAAUCUUCAUCCAGAGUGGCAACAGUCAGUGUGCCGUCACAUCAAAGAGGAAGAGGAGGCUAAAGAAAUUCAAAUCAUUAAACACGAGGAGGAAGAAAUCCUACACUUGAAAGAGGAAAAGAAGGAGGAACUCAUCCAGCUUCCAUCCACUGGUGUUCAUUUCAAGCAAGAAGAUGGAGGCCAACGUGAAGAGAGACAAGGGGCGGAGCAUCCAACCAGGAACAGCUCAAGUGAUGGAGACCAUUGUGAAGAAUCACAAACAGAUGAUGAUGAUGAUGAUCAACAAUCGGAAGGUGAUAUGACAUGUCACACUUCCAACAAAUGCUGGAAAUGUUCUCAGUGUAGGAAAGGUUUUGCUUCUAUGAGCAGUUUGAAACGACAUGUGAAAAUACACACAGGUGAGAAGCCUUUUGCAUGUUCAGUUUGUGGUCAAACAUUCACUCGGAAGGGAGGUUUAAAAAGACACACAAGAACACACACUGGUGAGAAGCCUUUUGCAUGCUCAGUUUGUGGUCAAAGUUUCACGCGAAAGGAACACUUAAAAAUACACACAAGAACCCACACUGGUGAGAAGCCUUUUUCCUGUACAGUUUGUGGUCAAAGAUUCUUUGAAAAAGGAACUUUAAAAAAACACGUAAGGGCACACACUGGUGAGAAACCUUUUUCCUGCUUAGUUUGUGGUCAAAGAUUCUCUGUGAGUGAAAGUUUAAAAAGACACACGAGAACACACACUGGUGAGAAACCUUUUUCAUGUCCAGUUUGUGAUAAAAGAUUCACUCAGAACGGAACCUUAAAAAUACACACCAGAACACACACUGGUGAGAAACCUUUUUCAUGUCCAGUUUGUGAUAAAAGAUUCACUGAGAAUGGAAAAUUAAAAAUACACACCAGAACACACGCACACAAGAAUCCACACUGAGAAACCUUUUUCCUUCACAGUUUGUGGUCAAAGGUUUACUUGGAGGGACACACAUUGGAGCCUGCGUAGUUUGAGGUCAAAGAUUCUUGCAGAAGGCUCACUUAAAAAUUCACACAGGAACCCAGAAUGGGGAAAAAAAGGCUUUUGCCUGCUCAACUUGUGGUUAAAGAUUCUCUGGAAAAAGGAGCUUUAAAAAAAACACAUAAAGACCCACACUGGUGAGACUUUUUCCUGCUCAGUUUGUUGUCAAAGAUUCUCUUCUAGGCCAACACGGUGGCUCAGCUAUAAAGCGUUUGCCUCACAGUUCUGAGGACCAGGGUUCACAUCCUGGCCCUGCCUUUUUGGAAUUUGUAUGUUCUUCCCAUGCCUGUGUGUGUUUUUUUUUUUUUUUUUUUCCAGGCACUCUGGUUUCCUCCCACAUCCCCAAAACAUGCAGCAUUAAUUGGACACUCUUCUCCUUUUCCUUUCGGCUUGUCCCGUUAGGGGUCGCCACAGCGUGUCAUCUUUUGCCAUUUUAGCCUAUCUUCUGCAUCUUCCUCUCUAACCCCAACUGCCCUCAUGUCUUCCCUCACCACAUCCAUGAACCUUCUCUUUCGUCUUCCUCUUUUGUCUGGCAGCUCUAUCCUCAGCACCCUUCCACCAAUGUACUCACUCUCUCGCCUCUGAACAUGUCGAAACCAUCGAAGUCUGCUCUCUCGAACCUUGUCAGCAAAACAUCCAACUUUGACUGUCCCUCUAAUGAGCUAAUUUCUAAUCCUAUCCAACCUGCUCACUCCGAGCGAGAACCUCAACAUCUUCAUUUCUGCCACCUCCAGUUCUGCUUCCUGUUUCUUCAGUGCCACCCUCUCUAAUCCGUACAUCAUGGCUGGCCUCAACACUGUUUUGUAAACUUUGCCCUUCAUCCUAGCAGAGACUCUUCUGUCACAUAACACACCAGACACCUUUCGCCAGCUGUUCCAACCUGCUUGGACCAGUUUCUUCACUUCCUUACAACACUCACCAUUGCUCUGGAUUGUUGAGCCUAAAUAUUUGAAGUCGUCCAUCCUCCCUAUCUCUUCUCCCUGUAGCCUCACUCUUCCGCCUCCACUUUUCUCAUUCACGCACAUAUAUUCUGUUUUACUUCAGCUAAUCUUCAUUCCUCUCCUUUCCAGUGCAUGUCUCCAUCUUUCUAAUUGUUCCUCUGCAUGCUCCCUGCUUUCACUGCACAUCACAAUAUCGUCUGCGAACAUCAUGGUCCAAGGGGAUUCCAGUCUAACCUCAUCUGUCAGCCUAUCCAUUACCACUGCAAACAGGAAGGGGCUCAGAGCGAAUCCCUGAUGCUGUCCCACCUCCACCUUAAAUUCCUCUGUCACACCUAAGGCACACCUCACCAUUGUUCUGCUGCCAUCAUACAUGUCCUGUACUAUUUUAACAUACUUCUCUGCCACACCAGACUUACGCAUGCAGUACCACAGUUCCUCUCUUGGUACUCUGUCAUAGGCUUUCUCUAGAUCCACAAAGACACAAUGUAGCUCCUUCUGACCUUCUCUGUACUUUUCCACUAGCAUCCUCAAGGCAAAUAAUGCAUCUGUGGUACUCUUUCUAGGGAUAAAACCAUACUGUUGCUCGCAGAUACUUACUUCUGUCCUGAGUCUAGCCUCCACUACUCUUUCCCAUAACUUCAUUGUGUGGCUCAUCAACUUUAUUCCUCUAUAGUUCACACAGCUCUGAAUUAAUUGGACACUCUAAAUUGCCCCAAAGUGUGAUUGUGAGUGCUGCUGUUUGUCUCAAUGUGCCCUGCGAUUGGCUGGCACUCCACACAGGUGGGGCUGGGAUUUUAAUCCCAGUCCUAAGAAGAAAAAGUAUUAAACUGCCUUAAGUAGAAAUGUCUGCAGAUAUUUUUUGGGGACAUGAAGCCAGUAUUACUUUGGUGAGGUUUGUAAUGAAGUGAUACUUGUUGUCAUUUUUAUGACAUCCUUAAUCCAUCCCAAUCCAUAUUUUUUUUGUUCCACCUGAUUUCUAUGAUGUAUAAAAUGAAUGUGAAUAUGUAAAAACUGAUUACUAUUUACUUCAUUGUACAGCACAUUCCUUUUCCCUCUUCAGCUGUACCAGUGCUUUUAAUGUUGGAUUUUGUUGCUGAAAAAGGAGUGUACAAAAGGGAAUUCUUGAUUUACCAAUUGCUACUAAAUGUAUUAUUUUCUAGUGCAUGCAUGCAUUUUGUCCCAUGUGUUAGUGGUGUCAUUAUCAAAUAAGAGAAUAAUUAAUUGAAAUGGAGUGGAAAAAAACUUUGACUUUGGGUGGUAAAGUGUAUCUGAUCCUGAAUAAAAUACACCAACCAGUGAGAUGACUACAUUUGCUUGCACAUCAAAUCCAUUUUACCCAUUAAAAAGAAUUCAAAUGUCUUUAAUCCAAUGCACUUUCAAGCAAAACAUUGGCCCAAGCACAAAUUCCUAAAUAUGAUCAAAUCUACAUAUGGGCACAGUAGAGAAUCACAAGUAGAUGACCUCUUAGCUCCACGAUCAGAUAGUGACGACAUGAUGUCACACUCUCCUCACUCUAAUGAAGAUUAUAAAAAGUGUGAAGGUCCAUUUGAAAUGUAGUGCUCCUCUGAAGAAGGAGCAAAGUCAUGAGAAUGGACCUUUCCGGCCUGUCAAUCACUCGUCCAAUAAUAGCCAAUCAGAUAGUCGCACUGUCUUAACCCCUGGCUUGACACGUAGGUGGUAAGGUUUCACUUCCUAUUGUUUGAAAUUGAAUAAGAGGCUGUGAAAUGUGAUGUUAUGGCCAGAAAGUAAAGAGAAUAAAAGCGCAUAAGUACAAAGAGAAACAGUGAAAUAACCAAUACAUUAAGUGUUGUAAUUAUCACAAAGAGAAGGCAGAUUCGCUCUUCGAGUGAGUUUUAGAAUCAAUAAGUCCUGAUUUAUAUUAAGAGGCGGUAUCGUUCUGAGAUACCACAAUUUCCUUGAACCAACAACUAAUGUGUGUGGAGUAAACUGUCAGGUACAGAGAGAGAAACGAGAAAGUCACCUGUUAGGGACAGAGACAAAUCACACCGGAUACAUUAUACUGCAAAUAGAGGUGGUUUCGUUCUAUUAGAGAAGAAAGUAAUUCCUAAUUUUGCCGUGUAAGAGGCGACGUCGUUCUUUAGAAGAAUCUUAGAUGUUUUAAAAUUCCUCACAUUACGGUGUAAAGUAGUUUAGAAAAACGUGCAAGCUCGAGUACCAUUGUUUUGUAAAAAGAGAUUUGGAUCCAUUAUACAAUAAUAUAAAUAAGAUAUAUAAAUAAUAAAACAAUAAUAAUAAAUAAAUGAUAUAAAAUAAUAUAAUUCUUCAACAAUUAAAGUAAUUGACUCUACGCAAAUAAUUGAUCACUAAAAUUACAGAAUGGAUUUAGUCAUCCAGAUGACGAUCAGAAAAUUCCACUUAGUGACCAAAUAAAAAAUGCAUGCAAAGUAUGUGUGGAAGGCCUUCCUGAGUGUGAGGGAGAAAGUAAGAAAAAAAAGAGUUGUAUGAGUGGAUUGAGGAAUGUUGUGUGCAUCGCUGGUUUCCAACCUUGAUGUCUGCAGCAUCAUUGGUCAUGUUGAUGAAAGAAGUCGAAAAGUUGUUUGGUGAAAAAGGAGAAACUUGAGAGUGAUGUUAAAAAAAAAAAAAAAUCAGCAGGCACUCCAAGUCCAAUAUCAAACCAAGAUUCAUAGUGAAUUACAGGCUAGAAUGCACAAAAAAUAGCAUUUUGUGCAAGAAAAACAUGAUAACUUAGUAAUUUCAGCCUUUAAUAAAUAUUUUUCAGAGCAAUAUUUAUUUAUCACAUCUCAGAAUAGUUCCAACUUAUGCAUUCCUAUGUAUAUAUAUAUAUAUAUAUAUAUAUCAUGGUCGAGCCAAUUUGUCACCUUUGGAUUUGCCUUUAUUUUCAUGAAACAUCUCAAUUGUUGUGCAUGCCAGAUCUUGCCAUGGCUGAA
Syngnathoides biaculeatus (alligator pipefish) is the source of this 5367-nucleotide messenger RNA. RefSeq names its product oocyte zinc finger protein XlCOF26-like. Bases 381 to 1436 code for a protein of 351 amino acids. The record is from RefSeq and is a predicted model, not a curated record. Gene Ontology annotation, molecular function: DNA-binding transcription factor activity; RNA polymerase II cis-regulatory region sequence-specific DNA binding. Gene Ontology annotation, biological process: regulation of transcription by RNA polymerase II. The transcript is spliced from 3 exons. Lineage: Eukaryota; Metazoa; Chordata; Actinopteri; Syngnathiformes; Syngnathidae.